Molecule: messenger RNA, 840 nt
Organism: Argiope bruennichi
Lineage: Eukaryota; Metazoa; Arthropoda; Arachnida; Araneae; Araneidae
Exons: 3
Coding region: 112-759 (215 amino acids)
Source: RefSeq, a predicted model, not a curated record
AUCGUUAAGAGAUAAGUCUUCACGAUAAAAGAAGAUGUCAAUUUAAAUAAAGCCACACAAAAGUUUGAUUUCUAUUCGCAUACAGCUCAGAACCAUAAGAUAGCUGGUGAAAUGUUGUUCUUCGUAUCCUGUUUGAUUUUGCUUGCCGGGGAAUCAUUGUGUCUCCCAUCAGCUAAUCAGUACGUAGACACUGUUCUUCACACAACUCUCCAAAAUGUCAUUUUGAAUGAGAAGUACGAACCAACUCAUCUUCCAGACUUCACAUUCGAAUAUACUGACAAAACAUUCAUGGGGAAGGUCCAUGGCAAAGCUGACUACAAAGAAGGAUCUUUGAGUGGCCUUUCUCAGGUAUCAAGAGUAGGAGAUUGCCAAGGACCACUUAACGUAUCCGGUUCUACUGUAAUCAACUGCACCCUCGGCUUCAACUACUUGAAAACAAGCUACAAAGGCAAGGUGAAAUAUGGAGUUCUGCCAAAGGUGAGCAUCGAGGCAAAAGCUGAAGUUUCUGCAACCUGGGUAGUUGUUGGAAUUGCUAAAGGCUUCAACCAAAGGGAGGCUACAGUUAAAUCUUUUGCACUGAGACAAAUUGGACAGGUGACACCUCAUUACACUGGUUUAGGGCCUUUGAACAAGUAUGUGAAAGUGCUGCAAGAAAAUUACAAAAGCCGUGUCGCUUCUGAAGUUACCAAUGUUAUUAACAACAGAUUCAAAUAUGCUUUGAAUUUAGCUGUUGCUCAAGUGCCAAUGCCUCUGCGUUAAACUGGCUGAUGUUAAAAGUAAAAUGAGAAUGAAUUGCUAUGUUUUAUAUAGGAUUUAAAUAAAUACAAAAUUUUUGCAGUA